AUGCCAUGCUAUCGCUUCUACUUAAAUUCCAACCUGGUCAAAAAUGGUAGAGUUGCCUUACAAGGCGAUCAGUUACAUCAUAUGAAGAAUGUAAUGCGACUGAGAGUCGGAGAAACGGUAGAAAUUAUAAAUGGUAGAAAUCAAUUAGCACAGGCCAGGAUCGAUGCUUAUCAAGGCAAUCAAAUUGCUCACGUAAACAUUGAUCAAGUCUUGACGCAAUUAGUACUGGAUAAACCGAGAAUCAAUUUAAUUCAGCCACUUAUACGAAGUAAAGGCUUAGAUCUUGUCAUCGAGAAAUGUACUGAAUUAGGAGUAAGCCAUUUUUACCUCUACGCCAGUGAACUUGGUGAAAUUUCGCAAUUUAGCUCUGCACGUUGUAAGAAAUUAACUGAGAUUGCUAUAAGCGCUAUAAAGCAAUGUGGCCGCCUCGAUUUACCAACGUUGACAUUUGCUGAUCGUUUGCAUAAUUUAAAAUUACAAUCAAAUGUGCACCCAAUAUGUUUUGGUGAUACUAGGCACUUGGAUAAUGCUCAGGUUGGAUUUACGCCUCAAUCCACCCUAGCUCAAUGUAAAACUGUCUGCAUCGGACCUGAGAAAGGAUUUUCCGAUAAAGAAAUCAACUAUUUAGAAAAUCAACUUGGUGCUACUGGCAUCAAGAUAAGUCCUUUCAUCUUAAGAAGCGAAACUGCCUCUAUUACGCUGACGGCCUUGACAAGCUAUGCAAGCAUAUUGAAACAAUAA
Molecule: messenger RNA, 741 nt
Organism: Trichoplax adhaerens
Lineage: Eukaryota; Metazoa; Placozoa; Uniplacotomia; Trichoplacea; Trichoplacidae
Exons: 1
Coding region: 1-741 (246 amino acids)
Biological process (GO): rRNA base methylation
Molecular function (GO): rRNA (uridine-N3-)-methyltransferase activity
Source: RefSeq, a predicted model, not a curated record